This is a messenger RNA of Protopolystoma xenopodis, 201 nucleotides long. NCBI's taxonomy places the organism in Eukaryota, Metazoa, Platyhelminthes, Monogenea, Polystomatidea, Polystomatidae. The record is from the annotation of a GenBank genome assembly.
GAAUUUCUAGUGAGGAAAUUCUUGGGCUUUAUCUUCACGAGACUUCCUGAUAAAUUGGAAUAUAAACGCAUGUUGGUCGGCCUCCUGGUACAUCUCGUAACCUGUGGCUACGUUGUUCCUGUUGUCCAGUCCAUGCGACGAAUGUUUGCUCUUAAUCGCAUUGAUGUUUCACUUGUCCGACACUUUGUCACUGAGAAUUAA